Zea mays is the source of this 351-nucleotide messenger RNA. NCBI's taxonomy places the organism in Eukaryota, Viridiplantae, Streptophyta, Magnoliopsida, Poales, Poaceae. The record is from the annotation of a RefSeq genome assembly.
AUGCCAGUAACUGACGAAUUGGAUGCUCCAGCAGUAGUUCCAGUUCCGAAGGGAAAAAAAAAGGGAAAGUCCCGCUUGUCAACCAUGCCUGAGCCCAAAGGAAAAGCAGUACCAAUCCGCUUCAAAGCUUCAGUCCUAGCUAGCCUAUCUUCGACGUCAGAACCAAUUUCUUCAAUUCAAAAGCUUUCUUCAGCUCGCCCUUGUGCUUACGCCAGCCUUUGUUCACUUGUCUCGGGCUUACUUCUAGACUUGGAUGGACUUCGAUCUUCAUCUUUAGUAAUACCUAACGUUGCUAGGGUCUUCCAUGCUUAUAAAGUAUUACUAAAAAGAAUCUUUUUUCCUAGUGUUUAA